AUGGCUCGGAACGAGAAUGAUGUCCGGGUACUGAUCGCAGGGGCCGGUAUCGCCGGCCUUGCGGCUGCAAUUUCCCUCACCCGCCAAACCUCCAUCGCGAACCUCAAAGUGUCCCUGUAUGAGCAGGCGGAUGAGCUGACGGAGAUUGGAGCUAGCAUUGCGCUCAGUCCCAAUGGCAUGCGCACGUUAGAAAGGCUCGGGGUACAUAAUGCUCUCUCAGAUGCAGUGGGAUUCCGAUCGCCGAGUGGCUUUCCGCAGAUUUUCCGGCACUGGAAGACGAACCAAGUGCAUUCGGUUGAUACACACAACGAUGUGCCCGAGCCUCGCCACGCCACCACCCGCUUCCAUCGGGGUCAUCUUCAUACCGCACUUCUCGAACACGUUCCUCGAGAGUCCAUCUACUUGGGUAAAAAGACCGUUCGCGCCGAAUCCGAUCACCAGGGUGUCUCGCUAUACUUUGAUGAUGGCACGAGGGCCGACGGGGACAUCCUGAUCGGAGCAGAUGGGCUUAGAUCGAUCGUCCGACAAUCAUUCAUUCCCCAAUACAAGCUACGGUUCAGCGGGAAGGUCUUUAUGCGAUCCACAUUUGACGCAUCCCUAGUAGAGGGGAAGGUCGCCGAUCUUCCAGCGGAUUCGAUUCACUGGUGGGGACCAAAGGAUAACUUCUUCGCAUCUCGCCUCGGCAAACAGCAAUACACCACGGUUGGUGCGUACAGCGAUUCACGCACCACGGAAGAGAUCGAGAAGAGCAUUUCAUGGGACGAUGAAGGACAUGUCGAGUUUCUCCGUGACAGAUACAAGGACUGGAAUCCGGUUGUCAAAGCUCUGACGGAGCUCACUCCCUAUACUAAACUCUACCCGAACUUCAUUGGAGACUCUCUUUCCAGCUGGGUCCUAGCCCCUCGAGUCACCUUGAUCGGUGAUGCUGCACAUGCCCAUGGCGGGGCUUUCGCAGCUGGCGGCUCCUUGGCCUUGGACGAUGCUUUAACCCUCGGACUCGCCUUUGCGCAUGCUCUCAACGUGCUGGAUGCAGAGCAGUCUAUUCCGGAAAGCAGUAUCCAACUAGCACUGGAGCUGUACAGUAGAGCGAGACAGCCUCAUACUGAGCGAUUACUUCGCAUUGUGCACGACCAAGCUUCUGAGGGGCAGUCGGCAAAUGGGGACAAUGAGGAAGAUGAAGAACAGCGACUCCUACGCCGUCUCAAGAAUCGGGCCAGUACGGUUUGGCUGGCAGAGCACGAUGCAGAAGCUGCCUUUGCAGCAACAGUUGCAAAGGUGGAGGACGAGAAGAUUGCUGAGAAGCAGUCCCGCAAAGUCAAGCUUUGA
Molecule: messenger RNA, 1326 nt
Organism: Aspergillus uvarum CBS 121591
Lineage: Eukaryota; Fungi; Ascomycota; Eurotiomycetes; Eurotiales; Aspergillaceae
Product: FAD/NAD(P)-binding domain-containing protein
Exons: 7
Coding region: 1-1326 (441 amino acids)
Molecular function (GO): monooxygenase activity; FAD binding
Source: RefSeq, a predicted model, not a curated record